Messenger RNA from Prunus armeniaca (apricot), 2292 nucleotides. The record is from the annotation of a GenBank genome assembly. Lineage: Eukaryota; Viridiplantae; Streptophyta; Magnoliopsida; Rosales; Rosaceae.
AUGGACGGUGGAAAGGACAUGGAGGAGAAGAAAGGAAGAAACGAAGUCGUUUUGCAGAUUUCGGUCACCGAAGGACAGACUGGUUUGAAUAAUGAAACCCGAGACUCGAAUCUUGAGCUAACGGAGCUUCAGAGCCUCAGAGUGUCAGGUUCUGCUUCUCCUUCUCCAGAGAUUUCAGGGCAAAGUCUCACACCCGGUAAGCCUCCGAAAGUCCCAACCGAACCCGCUUCUCGACGAGCUUCGUUUUCGAGGUCUGCGUUCUCAAAACCCAAGUCGAGAUUUGUUGAGCCAGUUCCUCCUGGUGAAAUGAAGGUGACUGAUGAAAAUACACAGUUGAAGUCAACUGCUAAUUCGCCUAAUGUGGCAUCACCAAGCUCAAAAGCCACAGCCACAACUCCAAGAGACACUCUAAGAUCAGCCCCCGUAACCCCACGAACACCGUUGAUCGAACCGGGUGGCGAGGAAGACGAUGAUGAUGAGGUGUAUAAGACUGCCAAUCUUAAGGUGCGUGAGAAGUCCGGUAAGAAGAAGUUGAAAAAGUUGGUCUUGAUUGAGUUGAUUGUAUUUGUGUGCGUUGUUGGGUUUUUAAUUGCUUGCUUGACUGUUACUAAGUUGGAGCACAAGAAGAUUUGGAGUUUGGAACUAUGGAAAUGGUGUGUUUUGGUGGUGGUUGUCUUAUGUGGCAGAUUGGUCACAGAAUGGUUGAUUAAUGUUCUAGUUUUCUUGAUUGAAAUGAACUUCCUGCUUAAGAAGAAAGUUCUGUACUUUGUUUAUGGAUUGAAGAGAAGUGUGCAGAUUUUUAUUUGGUUGGGUUUGAUUCUUCUGGCAUGGGCUUUUUUGUUCGACGGCCACGGGGUGAAGAGGUCAAGGAAAACCUCUAGGAUUCUAGGUUAUGUUACAAGGGGCCUGGCUUCUUGUCUAAUUGGAUCAGCCAUAUGGCUGGCGAAGAAUUUGUUUGUGAAAUUAGUAGCUUCUUCUUUCCAAUGCUCGAGAUUCUUUGAUCGGAUUCAAGAAUCAAUCUUUCAUCAGUAUGUUCUCCGCACCCUUUCAGGGCCUCCAUUGAUGGAGAUGGCAGAAAAAGUAGGAAGGACACCAAGUACUGGCCAGUUGAGUUUCAAAAAUAUGAAGGACGCGGCAAAUAAGGGGAAGGAAGGGGCCAAACAAGAGGUGAUUGAUGUAGAAAAGCUCAAGAAGAUGAAGCAAGACAAAGUUUCUGCUUGGACCAUGAAAGGGUUGAUUAAUGUUGUAAGGAGUUCUGGGUUAUCUACCAUCUCCAACACACUUGAGAGCAUUGAUGAGGAGGAGGGCGAGCAGACAAAUAAAGAGAUUACUAGUGAGUGGGAAGCAAAGGCUGUGGCUUAUGAUAUUUUCCUUAAUGUAGCCAAGCGCGGCAGCAAGCACAUUGAGGAAGAUGAUCUCUUGCGCUUCAUGAAGAAGGAGGAGGUCGACCUUGUACUUCCUCUGUUUGAAGGAGCAGCAGAAAGUGGAAAGAUCAAGAGAAAAGCUUUGAAGAACUGGCUGGUGAAUGUCUACCUUGAACGCAAAUCACUGGCACAUUCUUUAAAUGACACUAAAACAGCUAUAGAGGAGCUGAAUAGGCUUGCCUCAGGACUUUUGCUUCUUGUGAUCCUUAUUGUGUGGUUACUUCUGAUGGGAUUUUUGACAACCAACAUACUGGUCUUUAUAUCAUCACAGCUUUUACUGGUGGUGUUUGUGUUUGGUAAUACUGCGAAAACUGUGUUUGAAGCCAUCAUAUUCGUCUUUGUGAUGCACCCAUUUGAUGUAGGCGACCGUUGUGUUGUUGAUGGAGUACAGAUGAUUGUUGAAGAGAUGAACAUAUUGACAACGAUCUUCUUGAGAUUUGACAAUGAGAAAAUAUACUAUCCAAAUUCAGUACUGGCUUCUAAACCCAUCAGCAACUUUUAUAGGAGCCCGGAGAUGGGUGAUUCUGUUGAAUUUGCUGUUGAUGCUUCUACGACGGUUGACACUAUCAAUUCUCUAAAAGGCAGAAUAAAAUCGUACUUGGAUGGCAAGACUCAGCACUGGCGUCCCACCCAUAGCGUGGUGGUUAAGGAUAUUGAGGAUGUGAACAAGAUGAAAAUGGCACUUUACGUUACGCAUACCAUAAACUUUCAGAACUAUGGAGACAAGAGCAGCAGGAGAUCAGAAUUAGUCUUAGAGCUGAAGAAAAUAUUUGAAGAUCUUGGUAUAAAAUAUCACCUCCUGCCUCAAGAAGUUCACCUCCGCUACGUUGGGCCACCUACUUCAGAACUUCCACCGACAUGGCGGUGA